Cooperia oncophora is the source of this 897-nucleotide messenger RNA. The record is from the annotation of a GenBank genome assembly. Lineage: Eukaryota; Metazoa; Nematoda; Chromadorea; Rhabditida; Trichostrongylidae.
UUGAAUAUUAAUCCCAAACACCCAAUUCAUUCAGAUCACACCAAUCCAUUUGCCGGCAAAGAAUUUGAGACUUUUCUGUGGUCCCAGGAUUACGGCGUUACUGCUCAGAAGUACCAGAAGCACACAAUUCGUUCAUUUUCUCGUCUCGGAGGCACAAUUUCUGCAUGCAUAGACCUAUGGGUAGAGACGAUCAACCUUGUUAUUCCGUCAUCGGCAAAAGAGAGUAAGAUGCUCCCGUUUUUCUAUGGAGCUGACAGUUGUGAAAUUGUAUUGAAAGAACAUCGAGACUUCUUCAAUCGAAUGGUGGAAGAGAAAUUUGACUUGAUUCUGACUGAUACUCUGUUUGCUGUAUGUGCUUAUGGAUUCGCCACACUUAAUCAGUUUUCCUUACCACGAAAGGUUGAUACAAUCGCAUCAUUUAUCUUCAAUGGGGCACGCCAUGUCCUGUAUGAGUCUCAACACACAUUGGUUGCUACCGGGGAAUCUAUGCGGGCUCAUGGCGAAUUGAAUUUUGUGCUCACACCACGUCAUUACAUGCCGAUUCAUGAUGCUGAAUUCAUACCAGAGCUAUUCCGACAUCGCCUCGCGGGGACAGUUCAGUGGAUUCAAAACUUUGCCAUCAGCGGGAUUCUUGUUGGAGAGCGCAUGAAAAGUGCUUUGGCUUCAGUUGUGCCGUCGUUUAGCUUUUUCGAGUACCAAAGAACCGCGUCAGCUACCUUCACAGAUAUGCCGUUCGAUCUCAUUGGUCCGUCGCCUAGGACGAAUGAUCUCUUCGAUUAUGGUGCAUAUUGUCCAACAGCGAAACCACUGACUGGCGAACUUCUAGAGUUUGUCUCUGACCCAAAAUCAAAAGGCACCAUUCUUGUUGCUUUUGGUGAGUUUGCUUCUCCGAGUUGA